Molecule: messenger RNA, 1522 nt
Organism: Pollicipes pollicipes
Lineage: Eukaryota; Metazoa; Arthropoda; Thecostraca; Pollicipedomorpha; Pollicipedidae
Product: protein ABHD11
Exons: 5
Coding region: 678-1295 (205 amino acids)
Biological process (GO): lipid metabolic process
Cellular component (GO): mitochondrion
Molecular function (GO): carboxylic ester hydrolase activity
Source: RefSeq, a predicted model, not a curated record
AUAUGCAAGUGUUCAAAUUUAAAUCAAAGUUCUACACUUGCCACUGUCAUGGCAAGUGUAGAAUGCAAUCAUGGCAUGUGAUUAGCUUUGGUGUAUUGUUUUACAUUUUGAAUAUCUGUGUAUAUGCCUCAGAAGACAUGAUUUGAGUGUAAUUGUGAUAAGGAUAGUCAUCAUUAACUAUGUACCAUUGUCAUUGCAUGAGCUGUUUGAGUAGUGUUCAGAUGGUAGGUUUCUCACCAAGCUAUGCUAGUUGUGUGAAUAUGUGACCACCACCACCCAAUAUUCCUAAUUGUGUGGUAGUUUUGCUCCAGACUGUUCACCAAAUAACAGUGAAUUAAAUGUGCAAUGCUGUGUUAUGUACAGUUUACCAUGCCUAUGAUGAAACUUUUGACCCCUUGUUGGUGAAACACUGCCUUACCACGUGGCACAGAUCUCAUCCAUGGUGGUUGCCACUGGUUUGAAAAGAAAUCAAGUGUGCCAUCAAUUUUGCCCUAAAAUGUCCAGAAUCAGCUCAGGAUGACAACUUGUCACCAAUUUCACACAGACAUCCCACUGUUACAUUGUACUGUACUCAUUAGGUCAUUACUUAUCCAAAAGCUGAAGUAGCACCUUUUUACAAGCAUAAGGUGAUCAACAUUGAUGCAAGAAAUCACGGGGACAGUCCUCACUCUGAGCAGAUGGACUAUGAUGUCAUGGCCCAGGAUGUCAUCAAGUUGAUAGCUGACCUCAAACAAAGUAAAGUCACCCUGAUGGGACACAGCAUGGGAGGAAAAACAAUGAUGAUGGUGGCUUUAAACAAUCCGCGGCUCGUCUCCAGCCUGGUGGUGGUGGACAUCGCGCCCUGCACGCGACCGCGCGCCGCCUCCGACAUCCCGGGCCUGCUGGAUGCGCUGGCCGGUGUGCGCGUGACGUCCGGCCGGUCGCAGUGGGCCGUCAGGAAGGAGGCCGACGGCCAGCUGGAGCGAGCCAUACCAGACAAGUACCUGCGCCAGUUCCUGCUGACGAACCUGGUGGAGGAGGCGGGCGUGGUGCGCUGGCGUGUGAACCUUCCGGUUCUGCAGCGGUCCCUGCCGCGCCUGGCGGCCUUCCCCCGACCCCCGACGGCCACGUACGAGGGACCAACGCUCUUCGUCGGCGGCCAAAACUCAAACUACAUCGAGCCGUCGGCGCAGGACGAGAUCCGCGCCCUGUUCCCAGCGGCGCGGUUCAUCUGGAUCCCGGACGCCGGCCACUGGGUUCACUCGGAGCAGCCGGCCCGCUUCCUGGAGGCUGUCUGCCCGUUCUUAGCCUCGUGACCCUGGGUCACGGCUCCGGCCCCGCUCGGGCGGGACGGGCUGUUGUGAGCAGCGCCGUCGGAGCUUGUCCGGGCAGAUAGCGUGCACACCGCAUCACCUGUGUUCUCAGCUCAUGCGCCGUGCAUACGCGGUGGGUCAGUGCAAUACCACGACACCUGAGCCUUGCUGUUGGUUGUGCAGUUUAGUUUGAUGGUGGCGCUAUUGACGAUAGAAGUUCAGCGGUGUCA